Antechinus flavipes (yellow-footed antechinus) is the source of this 6431-nucleotide messenger RNA. It is a transcript of the gene MROH2A, whose product is annotated as maestro heat like repeat family member 2A. Bases 499 to 5544 code for a protein of 1681 amino acids. Gene Ontology annotation, cellular component: cytoplasm. NCBI's taxonomy places the organism in Eukaryota, Metazoa, Chordata, Mammalia, Dasyuromorphia, Dasyuridae. The record is from RefSeq and is a predicted model, not a curated record. The transcript has 41 exons.
CUUCCUUCCUUCCUUCCUUCCUUUCUUCCUUCCUUCCUUCCUUCCUUCUUUCCUUCCUUCCUUCCUUCCUUCCUUCCUUCCUUUCUUCCUUCCUUCCUUCCUUCCUUCCUUCUUUCCUUUCUUCCUUCCCCACUCCCUCCCUUCGUUCCUUCCCUCCUUUCUUCCCUCCUCCCUCCCUUCCUCCCUUCCUUCUUUCCUUUCUUCCCUCCUCCCUCCCUCUUUCCGUCCCCCCCUCCCUCUCUUCCUUCCUUCCUUCCUUUCUCUCUCUUUCUCUCCCUUCCUUCCUUCUUUCCCCCUCCUUCCCUUCCUUCCUUCUCUCCUUUCUUCCCUCCUCCCUUCCUCUCUCCCUUCUUCCCUCCCUUCCUCCCUCCCUUCCUUCCUUCCCUCCUUCCUCCCCUUCUUCCCUUGAUCUCUCCCUUUCUCCUCCCUUCUUUCCUUUCUUCUUCAGGGUGAAGCAUUACCAAAGCAGUGUAUUCUGAAGAAGAGGACAUUGGGAGCAUGGAGAAGAAGGCCCUGGUCCCCGCCAGGCUGAGCCUCUCCCGCCCGCCGCUGCCCCCCGACCUCCCUGGUCCAUCCUCAUCUGGAGGGGUUUACCAGCAAGUCACCAACCUCCUGAACAUUGUGGACGAGGACGACCAGGAGAGCAACGGGAUGAGCAGCCAGGAGGGUCAUGGGUCCAAGAUGCGCAAGGCUCUGGCCAGCAUGAUCAUCAUCCAGAAAGCCAACGCCGAGCCCUCCGAGGUCAUGACGGCGCUCAUCAACAGCCUGCAGCUGGAGGAGAUCUCCAUCAAGCGCAAGGUCAGCAUCUACACCAUCCUCCAGGGCAUCAUCCAGCAGGAGGGCGAGCUGGACGAGGAGUGCGUGCAGACGCUGGUGAACCUCGCCUCCCGGGAAAUGCGGGAGAUCCAAGAGAUCGAGGACUACCUGCUGGCAGAGACGGCCAGUGACACGCUGGUGGCCCUGUCCCGAAACCACUUUAACCUCGUCAUGUAUGAGCUGCAGCACCACCUCAAGCCGCUGAUCCUGACGGACGAGUUUGUGCUCAUCACCUUGGCCAAUUUGGCCAAUGCCAAUGUGUUCGAGUUCAUGCCCUACAUGGGUAUCACGCUGGCCACCAUCUUCACCAUGCUGAGGCUGGCUAAUGGGGCCAAGAUGCGCCAGGUGUUCUGCAGUGCAAUGGAAACGUUUUGUGAAGCGAUCCAGUUUUACCUGAAGCACUGGGAGGACAGCGUGUACCCCAUCAUGACCGGGGAGCACUUCAUGAAUAAGCUUUUGCCCAUGUACCGCCAUUUUGUCACCGUGUGGCUCCGGAGUGAGAACACCGAGGUCAAGCUGGCCGUGAUCAAGUCCCUUCGGCCCAUGCUCAGCCUCCUCCUUCCCAUCGAGGAGCUGCGGGAGCAGGUGUAUGACUACAUCCCCCUGCUCUUGGCGGAGUACCAGGGGAGCGUGGAGGCCCUCUUCAUCACCCAGAUUCUGAGGCAGAUCCUGGAAGUCUCCGUGUCCAGCAACACGCCGGUCCCCAAAAUGCAGCUUCACACCAUCUUCACCGAGCUGCACAUCCAGGUCUGUUCCAAGGCCCCCGCCCUCCAGCAGUUCAGCAGCGAGAAUCUGGCCGAGGUUGUCCAAUGCUUUAUUGCUCUGGCUCGCUCCUACCCCGAUGAGCUGAUGAAAUUCUUCCGUAACCAAAUGCAGACGGGGAAGGAGGCCAUCCGUGUGGGGACGCUGACCCUGCUCCGGGCCGUCCUCAGUGCUGACGUGCCUGAGAUGAAUAGCAGGACCCUGCACUUUGCCGUCAAGGUGGUUAGAAACGCUCUCUGUGACCCCCGAGCUAAGGUGAAGCUGGCCAUUCUGCGCGUCAUUGGUCAGCUGGCCAUCUCCGGCUACCAGGAGAGGGUCCGGGGCUGGGGCCUCAGAUACGUCUCCCUGCAGCUCAUCCUGUCCACCUACAAGCUGAUGAAUCGUCAGGAGAGCUGCUCUCAGGCUGACCUGGAGGAGAAGAUGGUCCACAAGGUCACCAUGGACACUGUGAGGAUCAUCACGGCCUCCGUCAGCGGGGUGAUCAAUGAGUUUUGGCUGAAACUUUUGGGUUACAUCAUGGAGACAGAAUACACGGAGGCCCUCACCCCCAUCUGCAUCAGCCUGACCAACCUGGCCGAGCGGCAGCGACAGCAGAAAGAAUCCAACACCAACGUGGGCAGGCGUGGACAAGUGGAACUCCCCGCUCCUCAGAAGCUGCUGGCCCGGCUCCUGGUGCUUCUCUCCGCCCCUUACAAGGGUGAAGGGCGUGGGGUGGCCAUGCUCCAGCUGCUCAAGAGCCUGCACCAGAACAUCGCCCCCUCCAUGGCGGACCUCUGGGAAGUGGAGAUUCCUGCUCUGAUCCAGUACCUGGAAGAGCACACGCAGUACACGUGGAACCAAAAGACCUGGGAGGACAAACUCAUCCAGUUUCUGAGGAACUCCCUCAAAAGGACCCAGGGGACAACCUGGAGCCUGCGCCUGAGCCGGGAGCUGAACCACCAGAUCGUCAGCUACGAGAGCCCCUCGGUGGAGAAGGCCUUCCUGUACCGGGCGCUGGGAUUCACCCUGGCUGCGGGCCAGGAGGCCGACAAAGUGGAGACCCAGCUCAUGGAGCUGCUGCACAAGACCGACUAUGGGAACGACUUUGACCGUGAGGGAGCCAUCCUCUGCCUGGGGCUCUGUGCCAGGGGGCAGGUGGUCACCGUGCUCCACGUGCUCCAAGAGUUUGAAGAGAAAAUUCAAGAGACAGAGGAUUCUUGGCACAUCAGUGCCUGGAGGAGCGACCACCCCUGGAGGAGGGAGGUGGUGAAGAGUGCCCUCAUGGUGAUGUACAGCAGCGUGGCUGCCCACUGCCACCCGCGGAUGCUCCUGAGCCGCGUGGAGAAGGACAUCACCAAGAAGAUACUGCAUCACUAUGCUACCAGCUGCCAGGACGUCUCUCUGAAGCUGGCCUUCGUCCAGAGCAUCAAUCAGAUCUGCGUGGCCAUCCAGGCCUUGGGCAAGGUGGACUUCGACUACACCUACAAGCCCGAGCUCGUCACUAACCUCAUGGUCAUCCUCAAGAUGGAGCCGCUGGACUCCCUGGUGUCCCCUGUGCGCUGCCUGACCAUGACCGCGCUCUGGCACCUCAGCAAACUGAAGCCUCCUUUCACCCUUGAGGAGAACCACGAGCUGAUGGAGCGGAGCGUGCAGUGCGUCUUUCCUCUGCCUCCUCCGGAAGAAGACAGCGAGCAGGUCAAGAUGCUGUACGAGAACUCCAUGGCGGCGCUGAUGAGGCUGAUGCAGAGCCUGCUGGAAAGGGAGAUGGACCCCAAGGGGCUCCAGGAGACCUUCCACCUCCUUGAGAAGUGGUUGCACUCCGAGAAGGACUGGGAGCGCGAGAGAGCCGUCAUUCUGAGCCUUCAUCUGCUGCAAGUCUACCGGGAGGGUGUCACCAUCCUGAUUCCCCUGAAAUCUGGCCAGUUUGGCACUCUGAUUGGACUCCUGGCUCCACACACCUGUGACUCUCAAGUAAGGACCCGACAGGCCACCAUAGAUGUCAUCUGCUGCCUUUUAGACCUCCAUGCAGCCCGGCCCUGGUCCAUACAGGACACGAUGACAGAGAAGUUGCUGCUGGACAUCAAGGAGGAGCUGACCACCACCGACAUGGAGAAGAUUUACUCCCUGUCUUCCAAGAUCGCCAAGGUGAUCAGCAAGGAGGUGCGCUGGGAAGAGCUCCUCAUCCUCCUGCAGAGCACCUGCGAGAGCCUGGGGGCCACCAACCUGGCCCACGACAAGGCCGCCGUCACGUGGCUCAACACCAUUCUCAGGCUGCGGGGGCACGAAUUGGAAGACAAGGUGCCCGAGAUUUUGAGCACCAUCUUGGCCCAUCUGCCCUCCGUGCUCCAUCCAGAUGUGCGGCGCCCCCUGGUGGAAGCUGUCCUCUUGCUGGCUCACUCCUACCAGGAGACUGUCAUUACCUCCCUCCUGAGGCAGCCGCUGCCUCUGGACAGUAACAUCACCGAGCUGUGGGAAGCAUUGGCAGAAGACGCUACUUUUGCUCGAAAGAUCCUCCAGGCUCUGAUGGCCAGGAUCCAGGUGAAGAAAGCUCCCCGGAGCAGCCCCACCUCCAAAAAGGACAUCUGGCGCCUGGCUGCUGUGGACCCCAUCACGGCCGUGUGCGCCGUCCACAAGAUCACCAUGGCCAUGGAUAGCAGGGAGAAGCUCCAGGACAUGUUCCCGGAGCUGUCGUGCACCGUGCUCCAGGAGCUGAGCAGCAGCUCGGGGCCCUGGCAGGCCGCGCUGCCCCCCGACACCUGGGGGGUCAUCCAGACGGGAAACCUGCAGAACAAGAUCACGCCCCGGAGACUCACCAUCAAAACCCUGCAGGGUGUGCUAAGUCGGGCCGGGAAUGAGGAGAUGAUGGACAGCUUGGUGAGUCAGGGGGUGUGGACCCUCCUGGAGGACCCCAGGACGCACAUCGACGGAGUGUGUCUCCUGGCCAGGACCAUGAUCCUCCAUGUCAGCCCCUACAGCCAGAGGUUCGCACAGCUGCUGCUCUCGGGCUUGGACUCCGAAUUCCUCUCCUGGCGUCUCAGCAGCACGGCCUUCUUCAUCGAGCUCAUGUGUGAUCCAGUUCUCUACAAAAAGAAGAUGCUGAAGUCCACGGUCCUGAAGCUGGCCAAGGGGGCCAGCCACGUGCACAGCACCCUGCGCCUGCUGUCCAUCCGGGCCCUGGGCAACCUGGCCAUCGGGGCUCCCAGCAAGGUGAAGCACUACCGGAAGCUGCUCUUGAAGAAGCUGCUCUGCUCGCUGUGCGACCCCAUCAGCACCCAGGUGAUCUCGGAGACCAUGGUGGCGCUGUCCAAGGUGCUGGGGCUGAUGGGCGAGGAGGACCUGGGCUCCUCCUUCGAGGUCAUCUCCAUGCAGUGCAGGGCCUUCUUCGAUGACGAGAAUGAGACGCUUCGCUUGCACGCCAUCAUCCUGUUUGGGAAGCUCGCGGUCUGGGCCGGGAAGAAGAAGGACUUCUUCGCGAUGGAGGUCAGGAAGAGCUGGAUCCCCCUAAUUCUCCACUUGCAGGACCCUUGCCCGGAUGUGGCCAAGGCCUGCGAAGUCACCAUUUGCUUGUGCAUCCCCUUCUGGGGCUGGAGGAAACUGCAAGUCUCCUUAGAGAAGUUUGUCAACCAAGGCACUGACCUGAGCCUCUUCCAGAUGGAGAUGUGCAGCUACCUGGCCAGGAAAGACCCUGAUCUCCUGGACACUUUUUGUGCAGAAGCCAUUGCCUACUACGACAGCGAGUGGGCCAGGAUUAAGGCGGCGGCCUGCGCCUUUACCGGGUACGUGCUGGAACAGGUGGUCUCCUUGAACCUGGGGGAUAUGGACAUGGAGCGCCUGGGUCAAUGUCUUGAAGUGCUCCAGAUGGACCCUGAGCUCAUAGUCCAGGAUGCUGCCAAGGAGACUCUGGCCCUCCUCCGGCGCAGGGAGCAACGAGAGAGUGGGAAUAUGUCCGUGGCCCUGGCCAGGAGGCCCGCUCCCUCAGAGACCUAGCUGCUGGGCUCCUCCCUGCUCCCUCCUGGGAAUGCUCGCGAACGGGACAGACCCAAGGCUCGGGGAGCUGGCCGGUCACCAUUCCAAAAAGCCAAGCCAGGGGCCGGCAGAGACCGUGGUGCUCAGGGAAGGCGGGCACCUCGGUGCCCCCUGAAGGGCAGCUGUUACCGCUCCAGCAAGGAGGGGGAUGGACAAGGAUGGAUGGGAAUGGAGAGGUGGCAAGUCUUCCCAUGGACAGCAAAGUCUCUGGAAGGACAAAGACAAACAAAUUCCGUUAGAAACCUCUUUUACACGUUUUUCUUCUUUCUCCUUUUCUUUGUUACCUCUUUUUUCCCCCUCAUCCUUUUCCUCCUUGUUCUCCUCCUCGAGGCACUUGAGGCCUUGGCUUCCAAGAUCCAAAAUCUCUUGGUCUGAGAUUUUAAUCUUCCAAUUGGAAUAACUACAGGGGGACUCCCCAGUCUUGACCUUGAAGGAAGACUCGGGAACUUUGGCUGAUGUGACUCUCCUUGACUGGGGAGACCCUGGGCUAAUUUCUACCUCAGAGGACCAUGGUUAGCUAGCUGGCCCACCUUGGGACCAACUAUGGCUGAUUCAUAAUUUUGGCAAGCCGAACUUUCUGGUUAGCCGACUGGGGUCCUGGGCAGAAAGACCCCUGCCCACAGCUGCCCAAGUCCUUAGGGUCAGAGCUGCCCAUAUCUGGUGGGAAUUUUCUCGAUCUUUCUUGGGCCUCUGGAGCAUGAGUCCCAUCAACCUCCAUCUUGGGAGAGACAAAAAGAAGUGUCCAGUUUUAUCUGAACUGUAGGGCUCCACUCCAGUAUCUUUCUUGGUAUUGAAACUGCUUCUUUGUUUUUAUUCUUUGUGGAUUAUAAUAAAGUUUCUUUCUUUGA